Hipposideros armiger (great roundleaf bat) is the source of this 2788-nucleotide messenger RNA. RefSeq names its product G protein-coupled receptor 31 (gene GPR31). The record is from RefSeq and is a predicted model, not a curated record. Gene Ontology annotation, biological process: G protein-coupled receptor signaling pathway; negative regulation of inflammatory response. Bases 210 to 1286 code for a protein of 358 amino acids. Lineage: Eukaryota; Metazoa; Chordata; Mammalia; Chiroptera; Hipposideridae. The transcript has 2 exons. Gene Ontology annotation, molecular function: bioactive lipid receptor activity. Gene Ontology annotation, cellular component: membrane.
UUAUUAGGCAUUGGUGGUUAAAUUUAACAUCGGAUGAUGUGAAGUGAAACACAAUUUCCCCAUUUUAAAGGCAAAACAAAACAGAACAAAACUGCAGGGGGUUUUUUUGUUGUUGUUUUGCCUCCCGGGUUGAGUCUCAUUCCCAAACAAGGUUUAGUUUCCUUUGACUCGAUUCUGAUGCUGCCUCAGCAGUUUUCCUUGCUGAGAAAAUGCAGAACUCAUGGGAUCUUUGCAGGGAAAGGCCACUUCUGUCCUUCUGUGGGGACGAGUAUAACAAAGCGCGGGUGCCAGCCCUCUGCUGCUUCCAGUGGCACCCACGGCAGCCUCGCAGGGACAUGCUCCCACCUAACUGCUCCGCGCACAGCGACGCCGUGGAGGUGUCGGUGGCCGCGCUGCUGCUGCUGGAGUGUGGGCUGGGCCUGCUGGGCAACGCCGUGGCGCUCUGGGCUUUCUUCUUCCGCCUGAAGGUAUGGAAGCCGUACGCCGUCUACCUGUUCAACCUGGUGGUCGCGGACCUCCUGCUGGCCAUCUGCCUGCCCUUCCACGCGGCCUUCUUCCUGGGACACAAGACCUGGGGCUUGGGGCGCGAGUCUUGCCGAGCCCUGCUGUUCCUGCGCGCCCUCAGCCACGGCGUGGGCAUCGCCUUCCUCACCGCCGUGGCUUUGGACCGUUAUUUUCGAGUGGUCCACCCUCGGCUCAAGGUCAACCUGCUGUCCUCCAGGGGGGCCCAGGGGCUCUCAGGCCUCGUCUGGAUACUGAUGAUCGCCCUCAGCCACCAAAGCUUGCUCGCCUCGGAGGCCGAGUGCCCCGGUUCUGACCCCAGCUCUGAAGGGGGCGUCUCCUUCAGCCUCACCUGGCAGGAGGCGCUGUCCUUCCUCCAGUUCAUCCUUCCCUUCAGCCUCAUCUUGUUCUGCAACGCCGGCAUCAUCAGGACCCUGCAGAAGCGGCUCCGGGACACGGAGAAGCAGCCCAAGCUGCAGCGGGCCCGGGCGCUGCUGGCCGCGGUCGUGGUGCUGUUCGCACUGUGCUUCCUGCCCAGCUUUCUGGCCCAGAGCCUGAUGGCCAUCUUCCGAGGGACGGACAGCUGCAGGUUCCUGAGAGCCAUGGUGCACACGGCCGACGUGGCCGGCAGCCUCGCCGGCCUGCAGAACGUGCUGAACCCGGUGGUGUACUGCCUCUCCAGCCCCGCGUUCAGGCACUCCUACCGCAAGGUCUUCUCCACCCUCAGAGGCCGAGGGCAGGACACUGAGGCUCCGGGCUGCGACCUCCGAGACUCCUACUCCUGAGGACAGCCAGCUCCGCCAGCCCCGCUGUUAUGGGCACAGCCGGGGAGCUCAGUAAUGAUGACCGUGAGUUAGGGCUCCGGGAGAAGAGGACGCCUGGAGGCCGCCCUGCGGAGACCAGGUCACAAACUUGGGCAGAGCUGCAGCAAGUGCUGUGAUUUAUUGUGUUUCCCAGGGUUCUCUUCUGCUACUUUAUAUAAUAGGGCAGCACAUCAAACAGCGGAAGACUUUGUACAGAGCUGUAAUGCAGGCUAAAUUGCUAAAUUGAAAACUUAGGCAGCCCCUGCAUAGCCACACCUGCGGAAAGGCGCUCUGAUGGAUAGGUAGUGGAGGGGGGUGGGGGCUGGAAGCUGGUGUUAUUCUGACUCCAGCUGGUCCUCAUGAGUCAUUUUCACUUUCUUUCUUCAGUCUGUAAAUGCAAAACCUCUGUGCUGUCUUCCCACCUGUUGCACAGAUGUGCGAUGACUGGGAAAGGGGGCUUUGGGGUUCUGCAGGGAGGUUCCGGUAUGUAUUAGCUGUCUUCCAUACUCAGCUGUAUUCAGCACAUGAUGUGUUUAGUUUUAUAAAUGUUUGCUUCAUUUGUAUAGAUUAUGCGUUACGUCAAAGACAAUACAGCUAGUUCCCUAUUUUAUUAUAGGAAAUACUUUCCUACUAAAUGUGUCAAAAAUGCCUCUAGAACUUUUUUCUAAAUUUGAAUGUUCAAAUGCCUUUAAACCUUACUUUGCUUUCCUUACUAUAAAAAAGUCACAGUACUUUCUGCGUCCUGGGAGAGACACGCAGUGAGAGCUAUCAAAUUACCUGUAAAACGGUGCUUUUCUCCCCAAUACUGUGGCGUGACUCGUGCAGAAGUCAAGCCCCUGAGGGUGGGAAGACCACUGCAGAGAAGAUUAUGUCCCAAACUUGGAGCUCAUGAUGGUGACGAAGGACUUCAGAAGCUAACUUCCUAACUGCCUUAUCUCUCAUUCUCCGUUCAAAUCUGGAAAUAUGGCCCCCAAAAGGGACUCACCAACAUGCUCAGAGGAGGCACAGGGUCUGCUUUGUAAUGACAGGGGUCCCCUGAGCUCCCCACCUGGCAGCCUCGCCUGGAGCUGCACCUGUAUUGUUCACCUGGGGAGACCACUGCUUUCCCCAGGGACUGGUCCCAGGACUUCUGUAAUGUUGAAGGUUAAAACUGGUGGUGUUAAGCUAUAGAAAAUGGUAAAACCACUGCCACUCCUAGAGCUGUCUGCCUACCAGGGAGGCUCCUCAUCAGAACAAACUUGAACCCUGAGCGUGUCCCCACUCUUGUGCUCAUGAAGCACGUGACAGCCUGACAACGGGAGAGUAAUGCAUUCAGUUUUCCCAGGGGAACGGCAUCCUAUCAGCAACUCCAUGCUGUCUCCUUACAUUUCAUUUCCACCCAAGUCAAUAUAAAUUCAAAGGGCUUAGAAGGGACAUGCCUGAGAGCAGGUGAAGAUGUGAAAUAUCUGAAUAAAAUUAUCAGGUGUGAACACAUUCUACACUGU